Molecule: messenger RNA, 999 nt
Organism: Lottia gigantea (owl limpet)
Lineage: Eukaryota; Metazoa; Mollusca; Gastropoda; Lottiidae
Exons: 5
Coding region: 1-999 (332 amino acids)
Biological process (GO): lysosome organization
Cellular component (GO): lysosome; lysosomal membrane
Molecular function (GO): hydrolase activity, acting on glycosyl bonds
Source: RefSeq, a predicted model, not a curated record
AUGAUACUUCUGUAUAUUCUUUUCGUUUUCUCCCUCGGGAUAUCUGGUGAACAGUGGCCGGUACCUUAUAAACGAUAUGAAAGCCGACCACCAGCCAAUCCAUUCUGCAGGGCAGGUGUCAUCGCCUUCUGUCCCACAGGCCGGGCCGCCAAUACCAUGCCGAAAUUUGACCCCUCCGAUCGGGUUGAGGUGUAUGCCCUGAAGGCACCGGUUUGGGAGUUUAAGUUUGGGGAUCUUCUGGCUAAAUUUAAUAUAAUGCAUGAUGCUAUAGGGUUUAACAAUUUGAACACCGGUAAGAAUUAUACCAUGGAAUGGUACGAGCUGUUUCAGCUGUUUAACUGUACCUUUGCUCACAUUCUGUCCAAUGAUACAUUGAAAUGGUGCAAUCAAGGAGCAGCUUGUAUUUACGAUGGAAUCGACGAUAUUCAUUGGUCUCAGAACGGUACCUUGGUGAAAGUGGCAGAAAUCACAGGUGGGAAAUUUAACACUUUCAAUGAAUUUGGAAAUUGGUCGGAAUGGGACAACAAUACAGGUAUCUACUACGAAACAUGGACAGUAGCCGAAUCCCCUGGUGGUGAAGUAUGGUUCGAACCCAACGAUUGUGCCAGUUUUGUGUUGCGAGCCUUUCAGAAAAUGGCGGAUCUGGGUGCUGUAUUUGAUACUAAUGUUCAUCUGAACUAUACAAAAAUAACACUGUACAGUGAGACACCGGUAUAUCUGGGACCAGCCUCCAUUUUAUUCGGUCCAGGGGCAAACCAAACUUUAAAAUCCGACAUCUUAGCAUUUUAUAGUAAUUUUCAAUCUCACCAAGACGUCGGCCAUCUUGUUGAGAGUCUACUUGCAGUAUAUCAGGAAGUGGUAGAGGCUGGACGAUUUUAUUUUUUCUAUAAUUUUGAAUAUUGGUUUUUACCCAUGAAAACACCCUAUGUGAGGCUGUCGUACGAUGAAAUAGGACUACCCAGUAAAAAGAGGCACCCCUCUUUUCAAAUUGAACCUUAA